UUAAGCUAAUUUUGGCAAAUAUUCAUUUCGAUGAAUAUAUGUAUUCUUGAAAAUAUACGAGGCGUAUAUACACAAGUGUUGACGCUUUGACAUGCUUUUAAUAAGUAUUCGCUAUAUUAUCGUAAAGUAAACUGUAAAAUUGAAUCGCACUGUUUGUUGUAUAGAUAAGCGAUAAAUCGUAACUGUUUGAAAUCGACGUUCAAUCGUGAAAGUUCGUGUGUGCACUAUCCAUAUUGUCAUUACUCGAAAUAUGGCAUAAAAUUUGUGGCUUAUAUCCGUGGAAUGCAUAGUCUACGUAUAUUUUCUCCGUUCUAAGAGACAUUUGGGACAGUGUGUCAAGGCUAGAGAUUCCACGAAGUAACAUAGUGCUUUGGGUCUCGUUUUUAUUACGUUUCACACGAUGUAACGUCGGAGCGGGGAGAAAGAUCAGCGUAUGCAUCUGAAACGCGUUUUGAUCUGAUGGUAACUGCUCUGCUCGUCGAUGGAUGCUCUCUUGUGAUCCGUAUGUGUCUUCGUGUACGGAUUUCCUGCUGAGCCGGGAUCUAGAACACGGUGUCAAGGUCAAGCGAAUCCGACGAAGAAUUCGCGUGAAUGUCAAAUAUUAAGCAGAAAUCGAGAGGCAACCAUUUCGAUACGUGACAUCUCGGUUCACGAAGAUCGGUGUAUUGUGGAAUUGUCAAACGCGUAAGCGUGUUAAAUCAAGCGGGAAAAAUCAUUACCACGGUCGUUACGUCACGACAGUUUGAAGCUAGUGCGUUCCAGACGAAAAAAUGUGAUUUUCCCGUGACUUAUCUUGAAAAAACAGUAUGUUUUUGCAAUUUUUUUUUUUCGUCAAUGUAAGUUUUGACAUUGCAUCGCCAUUACGUUGAGUGUAUAUACGUUCAUACACGAAAGAAAGAAUAACAGAGAUUUGGCGGGAUAACAAACUAAUCGUAGGUUCAACAGAAAAAAGCGUAACCAUCGAUAAAACAGUUUCUCUUUUUUUUUUUUUCGUAUUUUUUUCUGUGUAACAGUGCCUCUUCAUCGUUUCAUCAAAAUUUCGAUAUAUUGUCGAAUGUUUAUUCGUCAUCCAACACAGAUAGAUAGGUUUUUAUCUGUACGCGAAGAAACAAGCACGAGCGAUCGUGCGAGUAAGAUUAACCGGCGACCUGGCUAAUUUUAAUUCGCGCAACAAACAAGCCGCGAAGUUGUCGCGCGAUAACAGUGGUACAUCACAGUUGUAACGUUGAACGUCGCUGUUUGCGCGUUCUCCAAUAUGGCGAACGACGCCGAAGAAGAGUUUAGUGUUCUAAAAGUUUCUUCUUGAAUAACGCGUUCGUUCGAAGUAUCAACAGUUUUUUCGUUAACAGGUGUGCAAUUAACAUAGUUAACAAGUGUAUAGUCUAUGGAGUGAAAAAACCAAAGUGUUAAAAGAUAAUCUUCAAAUUAAACAAUCGAUACUCGUUUCUUGUACAAUGAUACGCAAGGAUAAUCUACCGAAUUACAGUUUGCACUUUGAUCAUAUAUACAAAAAAUUUAGAGAUUCGUGUACUUGAAUCGAUUCGCGCAUCGUUCAACAAAAUUGAUUGGUACGCGGUAUCGUUCGAAAAGUGUUAACUAUGUGGAGUAAAUCACAGGAGCAAGUAUACUUGCAUUCUCAACAACAACAAACGCUUCAUCCGGGGAUCAUCGGCACGACAGAUAUGAUGCAACAUCAUCAUUCAUCCGCCACCAUGGAUUUGUCGAUUCCAAGCAAUCCAAGAGCGUCACGGAACAUGGCGGAGAAACAACGCCGAGACAAUCUUAAUACGAAUAUCUCGGCGAUGGCCGCGCUCGUACCAACUGUCGCCGAAAGCCCGAGGAAGAUGGACAAGAUAUCUAUCCUGAGAUUAGCCGCUAAUUUCCUCAGAAUACGAUACACUGUUGGACGUGGCGUAUCUGAUUUUCUACCUCGAGAACUUGGUGAUCUGGAUUUGGAACAAUAUAUAGGCGAUAAUUUGAUUAAAAACGGGAGCUUCUUUAUUGUUGUCACGACCACCGGAAAAAUAGUAUACGUCAGUCGGCAAGUUCAAGAACAUCUUGGUCAUACUCAGGCGGACCUACUUGGCCAUUCUCUUUACGCAUUCAUUCAUCCCAAAGAUGAAGAGGAGCUUGCGAGGAACCUUAACCCGGAUGAAAUGCAAGGUGUGGUAUCCUCGUCAUUGCCACAGAUCACCGACGGAUCGAAUGACAAUUCCAAUUCAUCGGAGGAUUCAACAUCUUCGAAGAACGGUAAAACGUUCCAGAAUCAGAGGCGGACUUUCGAACUUCGAAUGUUGCAUCGUACUUCAUCGAGGCGAGAACAUACACAGUACGAAUGGUUUGAAUUCUCUGGAAUGCUCAGGCUUGCGGAUGCUUGCAAAAAUUCCGCGUCAAAUGUUAAUCGAUCGAGACAUCGAGAAAUUACUUCAACCAGUAACGACAUCGUUUUCGUGGGUGUAGCACAAUUAUUGAUGAAGCAGCCACUCACGAAAAUUUCGAUAAUAGAUGCUAAUAAGAAUGAGUAUAUCACUCGACAUUUGGUAGAUGGCAGGAUCAUUUAUUGUGAUCAUAGGGUGUCAGUUGUGGCUGGAUAUUUAUCGGAAGAAGUAUCGGGUAUGAGUGCUUUUGGUUUCAUGCAUAAAGAUGAUCGUAUUUGGGCGAUGGUUGCACUUCGUCAAAUGUACGAUCGCGCGGAAACUUGUGGAUCAUCUUGUUAUAGAUUAACAUCAAAAACAGGAGAACCCAUUUAUCUACGCACUCAUGGAUAUUUAGAAGUAGAUAAGGAUACACAAAUUGCAGUAUCCCUUGUGUGCAUAAAUACAUUAGUAUCGGAAGAGGAAGGAAUACAACUUAUGCAACAGAUGAAAAAAAGAUUUUCGGCUACGAUUUCUGAAACCAUGAGAGCCAUAAUCCAAAAUGGAGAUGAUGCAUCGAUUGAUUUGGGCUCAGAUUCUCAAAAUCCAAAUUCGAAAAGUAAUAUGGAGGAUCCCGCACAAUUAGAAGAUGCUAUCACAUAUCUAGUUAGUGAUCUGUCAUCACCUCUUCCAGAAGAUUGUCUAUCACCUCCUACACAAAAUGAACAGUAUGCGAAAGCUGCUAUGAUAUCACAACAUUUACCUCCUGCUGAAGCUCAAGCUCGAAGACUUGGAAUUAAGAAAAUCGAUCGUUAUUUAAUGGUGCAAGCCAAGGCAAAUCAUAAUCAGAAAUCAGAAUCAAAGACAAAUACUAAUAAGAAUAACUCUAAUGAAAGACAAGAAAAUACGAGAUCGUCAAGAAAAACUGUACAUGAAGUUACAAAACAAACACGUAAUAGUACACAAGAUGAACAAAAUUCAUCACGAACUAAUAGUAUAUCUAAUGUAGAAUCAUGCGUAAAUACCCAACGAAAAUCUGGAAUAUCUCAACUUGAGCUUCGUCAAAAUGUGGAUAUUUUGAAUCCUAAUACUACAGUUAAGAAACCUGUUGCAACAAUAGAAAAUAAUUCAUGUAAUAUUAAAAUUGAACGUAAUAUGGAUGUUUAUAUGCCCGAAACAAUGAUUGAAUACUUUGAAAAGAAUGCGAUUGAUAAUAAUGUUACUUCUGAUUUAAAGAAUCAUCCAUUGAAGAGGAUAUAUAGUGACGAAGAUAUUAAGACAGGUUGCACUAAAAAAAGACAGUAUAAUAAUGUUCCUUAUGCAUCAUCGGAUACAAGCGAUGAACAGAAUAUUUCUUAUAUUGAUUGUAAGUCUUUCGUUGAUGAAGAAUUUUCAGAACUUUCAACGGAUUUCAACAAUAUAAAUCCUCAAUCACUAAAGAUUGCUGAAUCACCAAAUUCAAGUCUAAGUGAAGUCAUAACUGAUUAUCAGCAAGUGGAUUCUAGUAUACCACUUAUAGCUCCAAAUCCUGAAUUGGAACCGGAAUAUGGCGAUCUUCAGGACAAUUCAUUGCUGAGCCCAGACCUGGAAGCAAAUCCAGAUCUAAUAAUGAAAAUAUUUGAUGAUCUAAGGCAUAUACCAAUUCUUGAAAAUACUUUUAAUGAAACAGAAGUACAAUUAACAGACAAUAUGGUAAUCAAUAAAGAAAUAAGGAAAAAACAUCUUCAACUUAUGAAUAAUAUAGCACGCCAAGAAUCACAGUUGAAUGUUUUGGCACGAGACUUCAAAAAUCCAGCUUUACAAGCGAAAAGAGGAAGUUUAACACCAUUAGAGGUAGAACAUAAUAUGCAGAAACAAAUUCUUGAGACUUUACAAAAAGAUCACAUGCAAAUAAAUAUAAAACAUAAUAUUGGUGUGUAAAAGUAAAAUUCGGAGUUUGGAAUUACUUUUAACAAAAUAUUUCUUUGAAAGAACUAUUCUUAAGAAAUAUACAAUUGACAAACAAAAGUGUGCAUAUCAUUGCACAUUGAAUAUUUCAAUGAAGAUUAUUACAACUUAUUUCUCAACCAAUGAUAACUAACGAAAUAGAAGAAGAACGUAACAAUCUGCAAUUGCAUAAUAAUCGACUUAUUACAAUUCAACAAAGGAAAGAUAAUAAUAUUUAUUAUCAAAGUCUAGUGAAAAUGUAGUGUCGAUUAAGAAAACUUCAAUAUUCUGUGUUUUUAAACUGAAGUAAGAAGAAGCAUCAUAAGUAGACAAUGUAUAAAAUAAUCAAGAUGUAUAUUUUACAUCUAUUCAUGGAGACUUUUUGAAAGUCUAGUGUGGACAUUAUACAUCGCCAUGUUUGGCGUACCUAUAAAUGAACAUAUAUUUCAAUAACUGCUUGAAAUAUAUACAUAUAAAUUGUAUUGUAUAUGAUGGGCACGUUUUACAGUUUUGAAGGUCCAAUGUUGCGCAGUUUUCAAAUUUUAUCGUAAUUAACUUUUAUAUAGCGUGAAGCCAAUUUUAAGCGGCUACGCUAUUUAUUUAGCCUCCAGGACUGUUUGUGCUUGGCUAUUGUUCUCAAUCGAGAAAAUUAACUCCACGUCGAAUGACUAUGAUAUGUAUAUGAACUAUAUAUAUCGGAUGGAUACAGUACCAGUUCUGUUUAAAUCCUAUUAAUUAUUGGAAUUCAAAAUUAUAAAAAAAAAAACAAGUUUGUAGUACAAAAUUUCUGUUUUAGACAAAAAAUAUGCUUAUAAAAAAACAUAUUAUAAAAAGAAUAUUAAUUAUAUGUAAUUGUACCUUUUUACUAUUGUUACGUGAAAUAAUUCUAACUAUGACAAAUUGACUGUCUCGAUUUCUAUCGAUUUCUUUUUUUUUUUUUUUCUAAAACAAUUUUGAAAAUUGUGUGGAUUGUUAUUAUUUCUCUGUAUAUUUACAUGCAUUAUUUGUAACAUACAUAUGCACUUUUAAGCAUUUUACAUAUUGACUUGUUAUCUUUUUUUUUUUAAAUAUAUAUUUCAUUGGAAGAUAAUGGUAAUUAAAAUUAUCAUUUUUUCAUAAUGAAAUUUUUUAGAGAACUUGGUAUUUUAUACGUUAUAUUUCGUGAUUAUAAUUAUUUUGUUAUGAUGAAUUUUUAGACUUUACUGGCCUUGUUAUCCACCCAAUACCGUGUUGCUUUAUAUUAUUUUAUUAAUUAUAGUUAAGCUUUAGUAUUUACUAUAAGUAGUAUAAAAUUUUCGUGAUUAACUAAUAUGUGAUAUUAUUAAAAAUACAUAUACUAUUAAUCACGAUUUUUUUUUAUCUAAUGAAUCAUAAAAAUCAUAAACAAGCAUAAUCAAGCAAAUGAAUUCAAUGUAAAAAAUAAAAUAUACAGAAUGGAAUUAUGCAUUGAAAAAAUUAUAAGAGCGCAUACAUUAUGGAUAUAUUCAACACAUAUGAAUAAUAGAUCUAUAUGUAUAUCAUUUAGUUCCAGUUUCCUAUGUACAAGCAUAAAUAAGGCUGAUAAAUUGUAAAUAAUUCCGAAUAUCUUAUUGAUUGGUAUUAUUACCGAUUAAAGAAAUCACUGGGUUUUUUUUGUGAAUUGUUCAUCAUUCAUUCAUAUUAUCUAUUUGCAACUCGUGUGCUAUUUCCCAAAUACAUUAAAGAGUUUUUCAUGCUCUUGUGUACUGAUGCGAAUUUUGAUAUCAGUAGAAUUUAGAAUUGUAGUUUAAAAAUGAUGUUUUAAUGUUUGGGCAGUCUUUUUACCCCUUUUAACGUAAAUUCAUAUUUGAAACACGAUGGCAAAGCAUUGUAGACAUGAUAUUAUUCAAAAUAAUAAUGUUUAUAGAUUCAAAUUGAGUUUGAUGAUUUGGCAGAAGCUAUAUAUAUAUAUAUAUGUAUGUAAUUAUUUUGAAAAUUGAAAAUUAUUUUUGAUCGAUACUUUGUAUGAAUCAAAAUUAUAAAAUUACGAGAAAGGGGGAUUAUCUGCGUAUAAUUCUUAUACAUGUACACAACAUGUUCAUUGUAAAAAAUGAUCGUUAAUUUUAUGUCAUUGACAUCGAUGUCAAACAUAUUGAGGUAUAUCAUGUCAUUUUAUUUUUGUUUUUUUCAACUAAGAUUAUAAUAUAUAAAUGUAUAAUAUUAAGAAAAGCUUGAGAUAUAAACUAUGCUCAUUUUUAUGAUUAAGAGGAUUCAAUUAUCCUUGCCUCAUGAUUGCUCGAUGUUGAUAAAGAUUCAAACUUUUUUAUAUAUUAUCAUAUUGUUAGUAAAAAUAUAAAUGAUCCCACAAUGUAAUUCACGUUACAUUAUUGGGAUGUUUAGUUAAGUGAAUGGCAGACUUUCCAAUUUGUCAUGAUCAUUAUAGUACAAACAGCAAGUUUAAAGUGUCUGUAUUUAGUGUCACUCUCUUUAAUCUAUCAAAUUGUUCAUGUGUUUUGUGAUCUUUGGCAUUUUAAGCCUGGCCAUUGUGCUCAUUGUUUUGUAUGUUUCAAACUAUGCAUAGAAAUUGUAUUUCUACAAUUAAUUGUUAUUAAACUAAUUACGAAAUGAUCAAGAUAUGUAGUAUCUAUAUCUUGUUAAUUAAAAACAUUAUAAUACAUAUAAGUGAUUUUUAUGUGUUUCUUGAAGCCUCAUAAAUAAGAUCAGUAUAUAAUUUACAUCUAUAUAACAUUUAUUGAGGGCAGAAUGAAAAAUGUAUAAUAGUUAUUCAAUAUAAAAAGAAUCUGCUCUUUCACUCAAAAAAAUCAAAAUCUCUGCCCGAUUAGAACAUAAUAAUAAAUGAGCAGAACGUGACACGAACAGAUGGCACUACAGAAUUCGCUUAACAUUUAAUCAUAUAAUACUGUAAAUACUAUCUUUAUUAUAUUUUAUACUCUGCUGUUUGCACAUAAGUGAUUUUUACAAUUUAUUUCUGUAAGUUAACAUACGCGAAGCACAAUUUAAUACAAUUGUGUUUUACAUCCUUGUAUAUUUCUACACAUAUAUCUUUAUAAGUAAAAAUGGCAUCUUUCGAAUUAUUGUGUGGUCGAAUUAAAAUAUUAAUUUUGCAAUCUACAUUCUGUGCAUCAAGCAAUGUUAAAAAGUUUUUAUAUAAAGCGGUUGUCUCUUCGUAAUCUUGUUUGUAAAAAUGGAAAGAUAAAUAUGAAACAAUUUAUCGUGUGCUCGUUUUCCGCAAAAAAAAAAAAAAAAAAAAAAAAAAAAAAAAAAAAAGGAA
Messenger RNA from Apis laboriosa (Himalayan honeybee), 7530 nucleotides. Its product is annotated as neuronal PAS domain-containing protein 2-like. NCBI's taxonomy places the organism in Eukaryota, Metazoa, Arthropoda, Insecta, Hymenoptera, Apidae. Gene Ontology annotation, cellular component: aryl hydrocarbon receptor complex; nucleus; cytoplasm. Gene Ontology annotation, biological process: regulation of transcription by RNA polymerase II. Gene Ontology annotation, molecular function: protein dimerization activity; RNA polymerase II cis-regulatory region sequence-specific DNA binding; DNA-binding transcription factor activity, RNA polymerase II-specific. The coding region runs from base 1599 to 4274 and encodes 891 amino acids. The transcript is spliced from 13 exons. The record is from RefSeq and is a predicted model, not a curated record.